Uloborus diversus is the source of this 5394-nucleotide messenger RNA. RefSeq names its product rab3 GTPase-activating protein catalytic subunit-like (gene Rab3GAP1). NCBI's taxonomy places the organism in Eukaryota, Metazoa, Arthropoda, Arachnida, Araneae, Uloboridae. Gene Ontology annotation, molecular function: GTPase activator activity. The record is from RefSeq and is a predicted model, not a curated record. Bases 107 to 3088 code for a protein of 993 amino acids. The transcript is spliced from 25 exons. Gene Ontology annotation, biological process: positive regulation of GTPase activity.
UUUAUAUUUUGUUUUGAUUCGUGACUUGUGGACUUGUGCAUAUUCAGUAAAACGUGUAUUAUAAUAUUAUUCAUAGUUUUAAACAUUUGUGAAACCAUUUGAGUAAAUGAGACGAAUGUCAUCAGAAGAGGAUCAAGAUGUGUUUGAAAUCACAGAUUUCACCACUGCUUCUGAUUGGGAAAGGUUCAUUGCUCGAAUUGAAGAGGUUUUUCAUGAAUGGAAAUUACCACAGCAUACAUUAGCUCAACCGUUGAAAAAGGGUGAACUCACUGAUGGAACAUGGCUUGAGAAACGAGAACAGCUCAUGUUUGCAUCGUUCCAAUUUGAAGCUGUACAUCAUCAAUUAAAGCAAAAUUCUGCAGAUUAUGAUUCACCAUCAAACCUUGAAAAUGAUGAUGAAGGUGAACCACUUCCCUUUUGCUUGAUGGACAUGAUGUCUAGGGAAAAUGAUUUUCCUCCUAAAGCUCAUUGCCUUGUUCGAUGGUAUGGACUGAGAGAAUUUGUCGUUAUUCAUCCUGCAAAAUCUAAUGAUGCAAUUAUGACAGAAGAUCGAACAAAAAUGCUUUUAAGUUCUGUGUAUAUAGCUGUAAAUAACACUAACUGUCAAGUACCUGUAUUUAUUCAGCUCCAGCAGAUGAGACAAAAGUAUUUUUUAGGUGUGUGUGAAGGUGGUGGCAUUCGUACCAGUUUUGAUAUGGUUCACUUGCAUCGUGCAUUUUCUCAGUACAGUCAUUUAUCUGGCCUCUUGACAUUGUUUAAAUCAAAACUGGCAUCAUCAACAUUGGAUGUCCCACCUGUAUCUCUAUCAAUUCGAUUUACUUAUGUAUUGCAAGAUUGGUCUCCUUGUAGUUGGCCACAACCGCCUCCUGAAAUUGAUGAACUUGGUGAAGAUAUAACUCCAACUGAUAUUGGUAGACUACCCUGUGGUGCAUUAGAAGAUCCAGUUCUGGAGUUUCAUUUAUCUGUCACUUGGCCAUAUUUAUUUGAAGAUGCAAUUGUGGAUAAUGAUAUUCAUUCGGAUUUGAAUCCUGUUUUAUCUCCUAAAUGGUCCAUGCGAAUGAAAACGUCAGAGAAACCAAGUUGUUCAAUGGCUGACUAUUUGAAAGAAUUUGCAAUGCUUGCUCAAGGAUACGAUGCUGAAAAUCAACUGCUUGGAAACAUUGGGCCAGAUGAAGAUGAAAUUAGUAAUCAGAAUAUAACUCAAGCACUUGAUAAGCUUGCACAGCCAAAUGCUGUUCCUUUACCAAGGCUUUCUUCAAUUUUGCCGCAGCCGAAAAACAGGCGACAAUCAGAUUAUCAGCAAAAUAUGAUGAUCAGUGAGGAAGUGUUGAUCAAAAUUUUGCAGUUCAUAUUUCCGGAUUCAGCUCCUACUCCUGUUGAGCCUGAGACUGAUGAAUGGAAAGAUACAUUUAACACUUUAAGUGAACUGCAAAAUAGUGCUUCCUAUGCAAAAAUACAAGAACAUAUUCGAUCUUUUAAGAGCGCCCCAGUCGAUAGUCUCACUUGGAGACUUGCAUUAGCCAUGUGCCAAGUGAAUCACAGUUAUGGUGGAUUAGCCGCAGUUGCUCAGCUUUGGCAAGAUUUCUUGUUGGAAAUGCGACAUCGUUGGGAAAACAACUACACUCUACCAUGCUUGGACCCUGGUGCUCCAAAUAUGACGUAUUGCCUUUUGCAUCAAAAGCUGCAGAUGCUGAACUGCUGCAUCCAGAGAAAGAAGCUCCGGGAGUGGCACCAAGUGCAGGAGAGCUCCGACUCGAUCCCUGACGCAUCGAAACCACUGGCUCCUGGUGAGUCGCCUGAGCAGUGCAGCGAGAGCGACGACGACGAAUUUUUCGAGUGCACCGAAAACUCCUCUGCCUCGUCGGUGGAUUCAAAAGGUUCUAAAAGAAAAUUCGCAGAAGGGCGACUAAGACAACUAGGAGAGUUGAAGCUGAUAAACUCUGAUGAACCACUUUACAUUCCUGUAACACAAGAACCAGCUCCAGUGACGGAGGAUUUAUUGGAAGAGCAAGCCGAAGUUCUGGUACAACUUGGGACUCAUGCCGAGGGCGCUGCACUCAGAGCGAGGAUGCAGAGUGCCUGUCUCAUGUCCGACAUGGAGGCUUUCAAGGCUGCUAACCCGAAAUCUGCUCUCGAAGAUUUUGUGCGAUGGUAUUCUCCAAGAGAUUUAAUUGAAGAGGAAAUCACUGACUCAGAAACGGGGAAAACUUCCAUGAAAUAUUCUCUGAGUCAACGUAUGUUAUUGCCCGGGAAUAUGUGGCUGGAAGCGUGGGAAUCUGCUAAACCAGUUCCAGCAAGAAGGCAAAAAAGACUUUUUGACGAUACUAAAGAAGCUGAAAAAGUGCUUCAUUUUCUUGCCUCUGCGAAAACAUCAGAUGUCAUUACGUACCUCAUGCCGAUGUUGGUGCACUGUGCUUUGCUCCAACUUGCUGAAGAAGACGAUUGUCCUCAGUCUCUGCCUGUAAAACUGGAAGAAACUGCCAUGAAGGCUUCAAAAGUAAUGAGACACCCUGAGCCAAAGUAUGAUAGUGUCUUGAGAUGUUUGUACCAAGCAGAAGUCAUCGUAGCUCAAAUCCAUUCCGUCAGCACGAAGUUUGGUCUGAUCUGCAAUGUUGACGACAUGCAAGAUGAUGUCAACGACGAAGUGUCUUCUCCCCCAUCUCAAGAGCACUUCACAAAGUUUUCCCGUCGUAAAUCAAGCUUGAAGGGCAACGAAAAGUUUUCCGAACAACAAGAGAUUCGCAAGUUCGUACUGAAUCUUCUGGACAACUACGAAGUGGAUGUUCCAGGCGCGGGCAAAGGAACUGUGGGAAAACGGAUUCGGCAUCUAUUUGCUGAAGCUCAAAGGGCAUCGCACCUGAUUUUGGAUGAAAAACCUUUAGCUGCACCUUCCACCCCAACUGAAUCCGGUUCGCACCAUCCAACGAUAUCCGAGUUCCCAUCUCCUUCAGGGAAAGAAUUCAUUUUGAGGACUUCAAUGUCUCGACCACCAGGGUGCACUGCGACUCCUCAACGGAUGUAUUGCGUCAUCACAAGGGAAGAAUUCCGAUUGGCUGGAGCUUUUAGUGAAGAUACUACUUUUCUGUGAAAAAAUCUCCGAGUGAAAAAACAUCGAAGCACUUUUUGUAUUUCAUUAAAAUUUUUAUUAUGAUAUUCAUGAUCUGACCCUUGAACGUAUGUAAAUAUAAAAAAAUGACUCACCAGGAACAUUGUUAAUAGUAAUUUUCCUUCCAUAAUGGCUACAGCGGUAACCAGUUAUGUAAACCACUAAUUUUCACUUUCUAUUUUACAAUUGAACUUCUUGAACUUUUAAACAUAUUAGUUGAUGCUUCCAUCCUAGUUCAUAAUUUAAUUUCAGAAUUUCACCAUUGAUUGAACGUUACCUUCCCAAUUUGAUUUGUUAAUUUUACCUUUAGUUGAACGCAACCUUCCCAAUUUAACUUUUAAAUUUUAUUUUGACUGAGCGCUAUCUUCCUAAUAUAAUUUCGGAAUUUCACUGUUGGUUAAACGUACCUUUCUUUCCUCAUUUCUGUGCCUCAAAGCUCGCGCGCUUAUAAUAAUGGUGAAGAAUUAUAAAAGAUUCAUUUUAUGUAAUUACAUUGUUAUGGCUCAAUGCAGAAUGAAAUUAUAUACACAGAGCAGUAAUAACCUUAAAAUCAACAUUUUUUGAUUUACUUGAGUCAGACCCUGAAUUACAGAUUUGAUUUCGGAACUUCCCCAUUGGUUGAACGCUGCUUUCUCAAUUUAACUUUGAAAUUUCACCAUUGGUUGAACGCUGCUUUCCUAAUUCAACUUUGAAAUUUCCCCAUUGGUGGAACGCUGCUUUCCUAAUUCAACUUUGAAAUUUUACUAUUGGUUAAACUCCAUCUUCCUCCUUUAAUAUUGGAAUGUCACUUCUUCCGUUUUCAAAUUUUGUACUCUAUUGUUUCGAAAAUUCUUUUCAAUCGAAACUGUAAGUUAAGGAGAAAAUAUUUUAAAAUUAUUGUAUUUUUCGGCAGCAUUUUAAAUAUUAAAUAUUUUGGUGUAAAAAGGUAUCUGAAAAGCAAUGAAAGAUUUAUAUGUUGCAAAGAACAAAAACGGUAUGCAUGGAAGAAUUUAUGAAUUUUAUAUUUUCUUGCUGGUAACCUUAAUUAGCAUAUUUUUAUAAGCUAAUUAAAUUUUAAAAAAUAUUUGUUGAUAAUUAUCAAUAAAACAGAAAAAUAAAUUUAACUAAUGAUACAAUGUAAGUAAACCAUGAGAACAAACAGCUGCUUUCUUUUCAUAGCCGGUGCAAUUUUAACCUAACAUAUGAUAAAUGCAAAAUAACUUAAAUUAAACAGAAUAAGAGUUUUUAUACAACUCAUAUACGUCAACAAUUUGAAAUAUAUUCAAUUUAUUCAUUGUGUAAGUUAGGCAUGGAUGAUUCAAACGUGCUAAGAAAAUUUUUACUUUGAAAUACAGUAUUUUUCUAAAGUUAUGCAGAACUAAGAUGAACUAAAUCAAAUUAGCAAACAAUUUAAAAAUUAAGGAACAAGAAAAAAAAUUCGAAAAAAAAAUAGCGAUGUGUAAAAAUCUAUGAAUUUUAUUGUGAUGGAAUAAGAUUAAAAUCAACUAAGGAAUUUAAUUGAAAAUACCAGAAAAAGCAUAAAGAUUGUUGAUUUCAUAAUUAUUCUUGUGAAGUUUUUGUCUAGAGUUUAAGAAAAUGUUUGAGUGUAAUGGAGUAGCCUAACAAACAAAAUUGAUUUUCCUAUUAUUUCGUAAAAAAUAAAUAAAUCACGUUUGGAAACAUUUUGGUAUAAAUGCUUUUUAAUAUGCGUUUUUUAGAAUAUUUAACACAGGAUAUGCCAUAACUUUUUUUAUGCAAUUAGUUAAAUAAGUAUGAGUUCAACUUAACUCGACAAUAACAAUUCCCACUUUCGUUUUACUUACCAAGAAAAAUAAAGUUUCUCAAGAUCAAGCUUUUUCUUAACAGGACCCGAGGCAUAGUAAUUUUUUCUGCACAAAUACACAAUAGAACAUUAAAUCUUCAGUAUAGUAAGUAAAAUAACCUUUUUUUUAAAAAUAAUAUGUUUGAUUGAGAUAACUCUUUUUAUGCUUGAUUAAUUGUGUCGUACUAUUUGAAGUGUGAUCAAUGGAUGAAGAAUAUGCUUAAUUAAAUACCAAAUGAUUUUUUAUGUAAGAAAUAUAGACUAAAAAUACCAGCUACAAAGAUGUUUAAUAAACAAAUAUAGGACUCUUUAAAUAUCUUUUUGAAUAGUUCUAGAAAAGAAAAAGGUUUCACUUUCGAACUAUUAACUUCUUAUAGUCUGGUAAAGGAAGUAUAUAAGACUAUUUUUCGAACUUAACUACGUUCUGAAGGUUGAAGUUAAUGUGUAGGUUGCUUUGUUCUUUUGGGUACAUUCAUAUUUAUUUAAU